UGGCAUGAAUGUUCCGCAAGUUUUCGGUUUUGGGAGAAAGUUUUUACAGUUUUUGCGCGCUGCAUUGUGCAAGAAUUAUUCGCAAUGGCGCCUCCCGAGAUUGGGCUGCUCGAGGUCCUCGAAAACCUCCUCGACCGGUACAAGAUCAACCUGCUGCAGAUGAUGUUCGGCACCUUCAUCGCCACGAUCGUGUUUUUUGGCGGCCUGAUGACCUUUGUGGAGAAGUACCUGCCGAACAGCAUACGUCAGUCCUUCCGGUAUGGCAAGCACAGUUUCAAGGGCGAAACGGAUCCGCUGGUGGCCUGGCUGGAAGUCCCCAAGUCCUGGUUCAAGCACUUCUAUGUCUUCGCCCUGUUCUGGAGCUGGCUGGGCUUCUAUCUGCUUGUCUCCACCGUACGGGAGCAAAAGGAGGCACCGGAGUAUGUCCUCCGGUUCCUGGACAUCAUGGGCGGCGGACGGAGUCACCGGAAGGUGGAGAUCGACUCCACCACGGCCUGUGUGGGCACACUGAUGCUCACGCUGCAGUGCACCCGGCGUUUCUACGAGACCAACUUUGUGCAGAUCUUCUCCAGAAAGAGCAAGAUCAAUCUGUCCCACUAUGCCGUGGGCUAUGUGCACUACUUUGGCGCCAUCAUAGCUUUACUUUCGAACACCUCUGGCUUUGUGCGCGGCUCCAAGCCCAUGGAGUUUAGCCUGGACAAGCUGACUGGCCAACAAAUACUCUACCUCGUCGUCUUCUUCAUCGCCUGGCAGCAGCAAUAUGCCAGCAACAUGAUACUGGUGAACCUGAGGAAGGAUCCGCACACGGGAAAUGUUCGUACAGAGAAGCAUUUACUGCCCAAGGGAGGACUGUUCAACCUGCUCUCCUCGCCACACAUGUUCCUCGAGGUGGUCAUGUACUUCUGCAUUGCCGAUCUCUACAUGCCCGUGAGAAUUUGGCGGCUCAUCUUCCUCUGGGUGGCCAGCAAUCAAACGAUUAAUGCCCUGCUCACCCACAAGUGGUACCGCGAGACAUUCAGGGAGUACCCGAAGAACCGACGUGCCAUCAUUCCGUUCCUGCUCUGAGUCCGAAGACUGGAAAUAAUUCGCAUUUUUGUACAAAUAAUUUAGUAGUGGAAUUUAUUAAAGUCGUUUUACACGCACAGAAAAUA
Messenger RNA from Drosophila suzukii, 1151 nucleotides. Its product is annotated as polyprenal reductase. The record is from RefSeq and is a predicted model, not a curated record. Gene Ontology annotation, cellular component: endoplasmic reticulum. Gene Ontology annotation, molecular function: 3-oxo-5-alpha-steroid 4-dehydrogenase activity. Gene Ontology annotation, biological process: polyprenol catabolic process; dolichol-linked oligosaccharide biosynthetic process. NCBI's taxonomy places the organism in Eukaryota, Metazoa, Arthropoda, Insecta, Diptera, Drosophilidae.